Saccharomyces mikatae IFO 1815 is the source of this 1719-nucleotide messenger RNA. RefSeq names its product aspartyl protease (gene YPS1). Gene Ontology annotation, molecular function: aspartic-type endopeptidase activity. The transcript has a single exon. The record is from RefSeq and is a predicted model, not a curated record. Bases 1 to 1719 code for a protein of 572 amino acids. Gene Ontology annotation, biological process: proteolysis. NCBI's taxonomy places the organism in Eukaryota, Fungi, Ascomycota, Saccharomycetes, Saccharomycetales, Saccharomycetaceae.
AUGAGACUGGCAACUGUGAGAUCUGCGGUACUUUCGUCACUCUUUGCUUUGCAGGUGCUUGCAAAGAUAAUACCGGUAGCAAGCAAGCGCGACAAUGAUGACGACGACUCGAACUCCAAGUUUGUCAAGCUGCCCUUCCAUAAGCUUUACGGGGACUCGCUAGACAACGUCGGCAGGGAUAAAAAACCAGAGGCGCAUCUUUUUAAGAGAGCAGACGGUUAUGAGGAAAUCAUAAUUACCAACCAGCAAAGUUUUUAUUCGGUGGAGUUGGAUGUGGGUUCACCACCACAGAAUGUAACCGUUCUCGUGGAUACAGGCUCCUCCGAUCUAUGGAUUAUGGGCUCCAACAAUCCAUAUUGUUCCUCGGACACCAGAAGCAAUAGCCGGAGGCGUGUUAUUGACAAACGUGAUGAUUCGUCGAGCAGUGGAGCUUUGGUAAAUGACAUAAAUCCAUUUGGCUGGCUAACAGGAACAGGUGGCCUGAUAGGUCCCACGGCAACGGGAUCAGGAGGGAGUUCAGAAACAGCAACUCAAUCCGUGCCUGCAUCGGAAGCUACCAUGGACUGUAAAGAAUAUGGGACAUUUACCACAUCAGACUCUUCUACUUUCAGAUCAAACAACACCUACUUCAGUAUCAGCUAUGGUGACGGAACUUUUGCCUCUGGUACUUUCGGUACGGACGUUUUAGACUUGAGUGACUUGAAUGUUACCGGAUUGUCCUUUGCCGUUGCAAACGAGACAAACUCUACUAUGGGUGUGUUAGGUAUUGGUUUACCUGAAUUAGAAGUCACUUAUUCUGGUUCUACUGCAUCGCGUGGCAGGAGGCCUUUUAAAUACGACAAUUUUCCCAUCGUAUUGAAGAAUUCUGGUGCUAUCAAAACCAACGCAUAUUCUUUGUACUUGAACGAUUCGGACGCUGAACAUGGCACCAUUUUGUUCGGAGCCGUGGACCAUAGUAAGUAUACUGGUACUCUAUAUACCAUUCCCAUUGUAAACACGCUGAGUGCAAGUGGUUUUAGCUCUCCCAUUCAGUUUGAUGUAACCAUCAAUGGUAUUGGCGUCAGUGAUUCUAAGAAUGGCGAAAAAACUUUGACAACCACCAAAAUACCCGCCCUAUUAGAUUCUGGUACCACUUUAACUUAUUUGCCUGAAACAGUGGUAGCUUUAAUUGCUGACGAAAUAGGUGCACAGUACUCUUACAGGCUAGGAUAUUACGUACUGGAUUGCCCAUCCGAUGAUAGUACGCAGAUAGUGUUUGAUUUUGGUGGUUUUCACAUCAAUGCAUCACUUUCCAGUUUUAUUUUGAGUACGGGCAGUACGUGUCUUCUCGGUAUCAUCCCAACAAGCGAUAAUACGGGUACCAUUUUGGGUGAUUCGUUCUUGACCAACGCGUACGUGGUCUAUGAUUUGGACAAUCUUGAAAUAUCUAUGGCUCAAGCUCAAUAUAAUACCACAACUGAAAAUAUCGAAGUUAUUUCCUCCUCUAUUCCAAGCGCCGUAAAGGCACCGGGCUAUACAAAUACUUGGUCUACAAGCGCGACUAUUGUUACUGGUGGUAACAUAUUUACUGUAGACUCUUCGCAAACUGCUUCCUUUAGCGGCAACGUGACAUCAAGUACUGCAUCCGCCACUUCUACAUCAAGCAAAAGAAAUGCUGCUGAUUGCAUUGCACCAUCCUUGCCUCUUACAUUAUUUUCUCUUCUUUUUGCAUUCAUUUAA